Messenger RNA from Topomyia yanbarensis, 1497 nucleotides. RefSeq lists its product as uncharacterized. The transcript has 5 exons. NCBI's taxonomy places the organism in Eukaryota, Metazoa, Arthropoda, Insecta, Diptera, Culicidae. The coding region runs from base 190 to 1497 and encodes 435 amino acids. The record is from RefSeq and is a predicted model, not a curated record.
AUAUGUUUUAUUUUGUUAACUACCGUUAUCAAGCGAGGAUAGCGGCUAAUCUAGCUCUUAGUCUUGAUAGUAUGUAGAAAGCCUGUAGUAUUAGUGCUUUCGCAAGUAAAAGAAAACCGAACAAAAAUUCGUACAUUCAUUCGCGAUACGCGCAAAUCAGAAGCCGAACAGCUGUUGUCAGGGUCAGAAAUGAAUCGCUAUAACUUAAGUACCUUUGGUGUGGAAAAGACGCGAGAAGAACUUACAAACGAUCAUUCGCCAUGGUUCGUCAACUUUCAGGAUCCUUCCGAGUUAUACCGGGCUCAACCAAGUUACAUUUGGUGUCAAGCGGCCUUCUUGAUCGGAGCGCUUCUCUGCUUGAUCCAUGCCUUCAAACGCGGAGGUCGGUGGCCUUACCUCUUCUUGGGAGCAAUUUGUCAUGGAUUGUUCGUUGAGCUUCUCACCUACUACGCACCUAGCAUCGACAACUUUUGGCACUCAAAAACUCCAAUCGAUUUCUUCGGCCACCGAUUACCGCUGUACAUUAUUUUCCUAUAUCCAGUUUUCUACUAUCAAGCUCACUGGGCCGUAUCUAAGCUGCAUCUGAAAUGUCGAUGGUCAGAGCACAUGGCGGCCGGUUUGUUGGUGGUACUGAUUGAUCUUCCGUACGACAUUGUAAGUGUGAAGUUCGUGCAUUGGACAUGGCAUGACACCGAUCCCAACAUCGCCGACCGCCACUAUUGGGUGCCUUGGAACUCGUACUACUUCCAUGCCACGUUCGCUUUCGCCUUCUCUUUCCUGUUUCACAAUGUGCGCAAGUGGACAGACCGUCGACAGCUUGAGCGUUGGCAAGCCGGGACGGUCAGGGCGGAACUGGCUGCUGUUUUGGCUGCUGCCUUGCUUUCGUUCCCGGCUGGAGCAUUGCUAUUUAUACCACUAUAUCACCCCUUCCACGAUUUUUACAAUGUGCCUGGGGAGGUCACAGCUCUUACGCUACUGUUUGUGUUCCUGACCGUGCUGUGGAAGUUCGAUCGAAAGAGCAAUCGACGGUUGCCGGAGAAACUAGACACGAUGGGCCGGGCCCUGAUGGUACACUUGGUCAUACAUUAUGCCGCCUUCUUUGCGAUGGUUAUCUUCCUCAACCCAGAAGAAGUGGUGGCAGCUGGUCUUCAUGAGCCUAUAGGCGAUUGUCAAGCAAGAACUCCGGUUCAUACCGUGCUUAAAACGUUGGAGAAACGCACCUAUCUGUGUGUAGACGAUUACGACGAAAAGUACUUCGAUUUUCAUUGUCUGAAUAAGCUGCCUAAGGAUGGAGCCUAUUGGUACACUAUCUGUGGUACACCGUUUGAAAAUCGGGCCGAAUAUGUGCUUGUGAUAUCACUGAUUUCUUUCGUGGCGUUUAUGGUCUUCCGAACAAUUCACAUUGAUUAUGACAUUCGCUUUGAUAUCUAUGAUCUUGUGCGUAAGGAAAAGAGAGAUCGACGAGUGGCUUCGAAAGAGGACAAAAAGAAAAAGUAA